AUGCACUUCGCAGACAUAUGCACGUGCACUCAAUGUGCAAUUACCAGUGCUCUGUGCGUGUACUCGCACAUACCAACAUAUGCCACAUAUACAUGCACACACACACACGCGGAUGCGUCUACGAUGCGUCUGCACCGGCUUAUCGAUCGCAUGCGGGACGGCACACCGCCCCUCGCACACACCCACACACAGGGAGCACAGACUGCGGUCGAAUUCGAAUUACCGCCAAGGGCCGCGACGCGAGACAUGUAUUUGCACUGGGUGCAGUGCGUCGCGUCCCUGUAUGAUAUGCGCGAAUUGGCGAGUCGUGCGUGUCCUGUGGUUAUCACUUGUCACUUCCGUGUACUGUGGGGUUCUAUGGCGUGA
Molecule: messenger RNA, 366 nt
Organism: Brugia pahangi
Lineage: Eukaryota; Metazoa; Nematoda; Chromadorea; Rhabditida; Onchocercidae
Source: the annotation of a GenBank genome assembly